Messenger RNA from Petromyzon marinus (sea lamprey), 430 nucleotides. It is a transcript of the gene MOCS2, whose product is annotated as molybdenum cofactor synthesis 2. Lineage: Eukaryota; Metazoa; Chordata; Hyperoartia; Petromyzontiformes; Petromyzontidae. The record is from RefSeq and is a predicted model, not a curated record. Gene Ontology annotation, cellular component: molybdopterin adenylyltransferase complex. Gene Ontology annotation, biological process: Mo-molybdopterin cofactor biosynthetic process.
ACGCACAGGGCCCCUGUGGUGGACAGAGGCAAUUGUGGUCACGUGAUGCGUGGGAAGUGGAAGUGACAUGCCACGUGUUGUCGGGUGAACACGGCGGCCCGGAUAUCCACGUGAAUGACUGCGGUGCAGAUCACGGUGCUGUACUUUGCGAAGAGCGCCGAGCUGGCAGAGACUAGGAGGGAGGUCCUCACUGUGCCGAGGCAGCUCACGUCCCGGCAGCUCUGGCUGGAGAUUGUGUCUCACCAUCCAAGCCUCCGAGUGAUUGAGCAGAACCUGGUCCUCGCCGUUGGGGAGCAGUACGUCUCCUUGGGUGACGAAGAGCUUCUUCUUGAGCCAGGCCAGGAGGUGGCUCUUGUGCCCCCGCUGAGCGGCGGCUAGCGGCAGGCCAUGGUGGAUGCUGCAAGCCGCCAGAGGGAUGUGGUGACACUGU